CUGGAAAGCUUAAAGACUGGUACGAUCUGGUCGCGAUCAAUCAUUUACACGCGAACCUGCCUACCGGACGGACUGUUGUGCGAGUGUAUUGGGUGUUUGUGAGGUUCACGUGUGGUGCAGUGAUCAAGUUCACCGCAAAGAGUGUGUCCCCGAAUCGCGGAAGAGUGAGCAACAGCUAGCAGUGUGUUUUGGUACCUAAAAUCAUAAUCCCCAACCACACCAACACGAUGAAGUGGAUGAUUCUGAGCUGUUUGGUGAUCGCCGCGCUGAUGAUGCACGCCGGUGAUGCUGCACCCCGCUAUCAGGUGCUGGAACCACGCGAUGGUUACGUCCCGGUCUACAUCCGGCUCGGUGAUCAACCGCUGGCCGAUAUCAAUCCGGAGCUGGCAGCCGCAUUCCGCGAGCCCGUCGCACGGAUCAGUCGUGCUGAGCUAGCGCAGGCACUGCAGGCAGAUCAAGGAGUCGCCCACUCCUCCAGCCUGGUUGACUCACACUCGGCGUCGGAUGAGCACAAAAAGGUCUUGCUGGCAGGUUCAGCGGUAAAGCCUCAUGCGGCACCAGCACCCAAACCUACCGUUUAAGAAACGGAAACGCCAUUUUCGAAGGCAGAUGGAGGCAGCAGACGAAAUCCACCCAUAUUCCAGCUCUUAGUAAAACUAACCCGGCACAGUUACCUCUGUGUGCGAACGAUGCACAAACGUCCAAUGUUAUUUAUUUCGUUAUAAACGCAUGAACACACUCUCUUUUUUUAACCCUACCCUCGAACGCCGUGUCCGUAUCGGAACGAUCGUUCGAGCAUAUACCAAUAAAGCAAAAAUGGAUGGUUGAAUGGAGGAGCUAACUGACCAAAAUAAAAAAAAUGAAAUAAACAAAUCUA
Anopheles merus is the source of this 877-nucleotide messenger RNA. RefSeq lists its product as uncharacterized. The transcript is spliced from 4 exons. Bases 228 to 581 code for a protein of 117 amino acids. Lineage: Eukaryota; Metazoa; Arthropoda; Insecta; Diptera; Culicidae. The record is from RefSeq and is a predicted model, not a curated record.